This is a messenger RNA of Ascochyta rabiei, 2458 nucleotides long. RefSeq lists its product as uncharacterized. The transcript is spliced from 4 exons. Lineage: Eukaryota; Fungi; Ascomycota; Dothideomycetes; Pleosporales; Didymellaceae. Bases 1 to 2049 code for a protein of 682 amino acids. The record is from RefSeq and is a predicted model, not a curated record.
AUGGAUCUUAGUCGAUAUUUUAGCAUCAGGAGGCGUCAGCGCUCAAGAGACACGCAAGGUGUGGAAAGAGAGAACAUUCAAAGCUACCUUCCAUUGUUGGCUUCGCCUAUCAACGAAGAUGCACGUGAGGCAUUGUCGAAUCGCGCCUCAGAUGUGGAGAAGUUGACCAUCGCAAUGGGCACGGCAGAGAGCUUGGCCACAACAAUACUUGCAGGCAACGGGCGCACAAGCAGUGGGAAUAUCGUCAUCUACAAGCCUCAUCAUGAAGCCAGCACUGUCGAGCUAUUUUACGACUUAUUUUUUGUUGCGAACUUGGGCAAGCGAAAUCCAAUUGUGUCAUCAAAUGGUGCGCUGACAUAUCUAGCCUACUUUACUGCUAUGCAUCAACACACCGAUGCUCAAUCACUCGUCAACUACCUGAAGUUGUUCACGCUAUUAUGGUUCACCUGGCUCAGCACGACGCUUUUCGACGUCCGUUUCAGUUUUGACUCCGUCUGGUAUCGAUUGCAUAAAGCUGUUCAGUUUGGAGUAUUUACCGGCUUUGUAUUCGCCGGGCCUGUCUUUGACAAAUACAGCAACAGCUACGAUGGCGAGUCGUACCGGCAUUUUGCCAUCGUGCUUGUUGUAUCUCGGUGCUGCAUCGCAGUUCAAUACGGUGUUGUGAUGUGGCAAGGCAGAAUGUUCCGUCAGACACUGUUGCCUUUGGGCCUGAGCACUGCUGUCCACCUGGCGGCGGCGGCGGCUUACGCUGUCACCCUGGUUUUCUUUCCGAAAGGCCUGGUUGGACUUGAGGAACAGGUCGCCUGGGUUGUCAUUGCCAUAGUCGAAGGUCUCACCGUUCUACUCAUCGCUAUGACCUGGCGCAUUGUCAGCUUCAAGUACACGCACAUUGUUGAGAGGCUGCAACUGCUCACUUUGAUCAUCAUCGGAGAAGGCAUUAUUGGCAUGAUCAAAAGUGUGGCCUGUAUCACCAAAGGACAGGCCAAGAACAAUGCUACUGAGCUUGGCUCAGUAAUCGCUGCAGUUGUGCUCUUGUACCUUGUUUACAUGCUAUACUUUGACCAAUUCUCGGAAGAUCGCUUCGGUACCUUGCGUCAACAAAUCUGGUCUCUACUUCACUAUCCGCUGCACAUGGCCAUCGUAAUCUGUGUCGAAGGAAACACUGCUUUGAUCGUCUGGAAUUCUGCAGUACAAGCGCUCGUAUUCAUAUGGACUCUUGAGUGUGAAGAUUAUUUUGACCCAGCUGACGGCUUUGAUACCUCCACUGCUUAUAUAGCAUACAUUAACCAAAGCAUGUUCAGCAUCAACAAUCGCUUUCGAAGCAAGAAGUGGGACAGAACAUAUGACUGGAAUCUCAAUUUGACAGCAAUCAACGACUACACCACCACUUACGGUUUCAAGACCGAUGAGUGGAACAAUAAGACGGGCGAUCUGGUCCGGUCUCUUUUCACAAAAGCUCAAGUCUUUGUCUUCGAAGCGCACGCCGACACACUCGCCAAGCUUAAUGCCGUCUCUCCAGGACCGACAGCUGCUCAACAGCCUAGUGCCACUAAGCUAGAAGCCAUCUACGAUGUUUUCAACGUUACCGUCAUGUCGUUCUACAUAAGCGCUGGCGCUAUGCUCCUCGUGCUCGCGAUUCUAUACUGGUUCAACAAAAUGCACAAGACAAAGUAUGAGUUUGGUGAGAUGAUCAAUCGCGUUGUAAUGGGAUUCGCACUUAUCAUCGUCGGCGUUGCGACUGUUGUUGGUGACAAGUCGACCGUUGGGUUCAAGUUCAAAGCAAGUCACUGGAUGAUCGCUAUCGUGGUGCUGUGUUUUGUCGCUGGUAAGUCAUUAGAUCUUCUCAACUGCUUGCAAUUUUUAUGGAAUUCUGUGGAGCAGCAACGAAUAACUCUAACGUCUGAAAGUCUUGUUCUUAGACAACGUCCUUCUGGCCCUCUCUCGAAAGACCUUGCGCCGCAACGCCCGCCGCGGAGCAUCCUGGGGGAAUUCGACAACCUCGACCAUGGAUAUGAGUACAGUAAAUCUUCUCCCCCAAUACCCGCAUAGUCGGAACUUAUCCCGCUCGCCCUCGAGAUCCGCACCAUUGAGUAGAGUCACCAGCACUGCCAACAUGCCGCUGUCACGCACACAAACAAGAAUAUCCGCUCCCGAAAGCUUCAAUUGGACCAGCGAACAUGAUCACGGUCGAUCAGACGUGGCCAGAACUCAGCACAAAGUAGUAGACUUUGCCGACCAUGCCGCUUCGCACAUCCCAUGUCGCUCUCUCGGCGAUACAUCAGACAUAGGUCUUGCGAUUUCUCCACCGCUACCACCACGUGCUCCAAGCAGGGAUCUGAACAAGAGCCGCAAAGGAAAGGAAAGAGCCAGAGUUUACGAGAGUGUAGAUUGGAGUGAUGAGCAGGGGUCAGAUGUGGAGGACGUGAGAUGUUUGGGGAGGAGGGCACGAACAAGUUGA